This is a messenger RNA of Drepanopeziza brunnea f. sp. 'multigermtubi' MB_m1, 726 nucleotides long. Lineage: Eukaryota; Fungi; Ascomycota; Leotiomycetes; Helotiales; Drepanopezizaceae. The record is from RefSeq and is a predicted model, not a curated record.
AUGAGGGGCCUCAACCUGAAGCCCUCACGUGUGUACCAAGCAGCAUCUGCACUCCUCGAGACGGGCAGCAUAACCCAACCACCACCAUGGUUCAAGACCAUUGGGUCGAUACCUCCAGCGGAAAUUCUGACUCGAUCCCAGCCCACUCAGCACAGAGAAGUCAACCAUAGAUCCCGAGUCCGCAAGCCCAGCAAAUUGUUCAAGCCACAAGCGAUCGGGUACGAGGAAGACAAACUACGGAUCCAGUUCUACAGUGAUCAUCCAUGGGAGCUGGCACGGCCGCGGAUAGUGCUAGAGAAUGACGGAAAGGAUGGGCACAGGUGCGAUUGGAGCCGGAUACAACAGACUGGGAGACAGCUGAGUGGAGAGAGUGUUGUUCAACGACAGCUGUGGCUCAUCAAAAACACGCAAUACACCCCCAACCAAGCAUACGAUAUUGCGCGCAAGGAAUUCUAUGAGUUACGCCACGAGGAGGAAACCGAGAGGAGGGUGCAACGAGAGGAGGCGACAUGGACCGGAGCGUACUUUGGAAAGGGCGUGCUGGAGAUUGGAAUGGAGCUCGAAGAUAAGGCUUAUGAAUCUUGGAAGGCUUGGGCAACGAAGGAGGUCGAUUCGAUCCAUACUCAACGAGAAGCGGCUUACACUGGAGUUGGAACGGAGCCAGAAGACACCACAGAGGUCUCUUCGUUUGAGGAGGACGAGAACGACGUAUUAGCAACUAUAUAA